AUGUGCAAAUUCAAUUCCAAACACACUCUUGCCUAUCUAUAUCAAGACGUCAUCAAAGAGAUGAGUUUAAACCUUCCUGCCUUUCCUGUACUUUACCGGUGCCAGCAUCAUGCAGCCGGUCGAUGUUCCAAUUCCGCAGAGUUUGCGAUCCACCUCGUGUGGCUUUUGGACACCUUUGCUCCACCGUCAUCGGCUACGCAUUCUGGACUGUCAGAUUCAUUCUCAUCGCAAUUAGAUAUCUCCAGUGCUACCUCUUUCUCCUCAUCUAGAGGAUCACUGUCUGCUAACGGCCUUCCCUUUGGAACCAUAACGUCGGCUGCUCAAUGCGAUAUUGCGCCUGAUGGGCGUGCACAUGUUCUCCCACAGGUACUCAAAAGCUCCGAUACCGGCCCACUCGGUCUUUGGCGAACUAUUACUGCCGUUGUGGGAGUCGGCGAAUGUCAUCUGCCUCGUCGUUCUCCUGGACUUGGUCAAAAAACUCCUGGUUCCUUUUCACAUUGUCGCUGCGAUUCAUCGUCACCUAUGACCGAGGAAGAUGAACCUGGGGCUGUUGACUGGUCUCCAAGGCGUCUGAGAGAGGCCAUCUUGCCCGAAACCUCAAAUGAGACAGAAAACCGCCUCACUAGCCUCGAGAUUGGGCCUGUUGUCCAGCGUGCAUCCGUUAAUAGGACGUUUGAUGCGAGUUCGCAUGAUUCUAACACGUAA
Molecule: messenger RNA, 705 nt
Organism: Protopolystoma xenopodis
Lineage: Eukaryota; Metazoa; Platyhelminthes; Monogenea; Polystomatidea; Polystomatidae
Source: the annotation of a GenBank genome assembly